CCGGUGGCGCUCUUUCUCUCUCUCUCGGCCUCCUCCCUCCUCGAGUCUGUGUCCGCCUCCGAGCUCGUUCUCCUUUGGAUUUUGCAGCCGCCGAGAAGAGCGAGUGGUGCCUGCCGCCCGCCCGCCCGCCCGCCGCCGCGAUGGGCUGCACGUUGAGCGCCGAAGACAAGGCGGCCGCCGAAAGGAGCCGGAUGAUCGACCGCAACCUGCGCGAGGACGGGGAGAAGGCGGCCAAGGAGGUGAAGCUCCUCUUGCUGGGUGCUGGAGAAUCUGGUAAAAGCACCAUUGUGAAGCAAAUGAAAAUCAUUCAUGAAGAUGGCUAUUCAGAGGAAGAGUGUAAGCAGUAUAAAGUGGUUGUCUACAGCAAUACUAUCCAAUCUAUCAUUGCAAUAAUAAGAGCAAUGGGAAGGCUAAAGAUAGACUUUGGUGAAGCUGCUAGAGCUGAUGAUGCUCGUCAGUUGUUUGUCUUAGCUGGAAGUGCAGAAGAAGGAGUCAUGACUCCAGAACUAUCAGGAGUGAUUAAGCGGUUAUGGAGAGACCCUGGAGUUCAAGCAUGCUUCAGCAGAUCGAGAGAAUAUCAGCUUAAUGAUUCUGCUUCCUACUAUCUAAAUGACCUGGACAGAAUAUCUCAGCAGAACUACAUUCCAACUCAGCAAGAUGUUCUACGGACCAGAGUGAAAACAACAGGCAUUGUAGAAACACACUUCACUUUCAAGGACUUGUAUUUCAAGAUGUUUGAUGUUGGUGGUCAGCGCUCAGAACGUAAGAAAUGGAUCCAUUGCUUUGAAGGAGUAACGGCAAUUAUAUUCUGCGUAGCUCUUAGUGAUUAUGACCUUGUUCUUGCUGAAGAUGAAGAAAUGAAUCGUAUGCAUGAGAGUAUGAAACUCUUUGACAGCAUUUGUAACAAUAAGUGGUUCACAGAUACAUCAAUCAUUCUUUUCCUGAACAAAAAAGAUCUGUUUGAGGAAAAGAUAAGGAGGAGUCCACUAACAAUUUGUUACCCAGAAUACCCAGGGUCUAAUACAUAUGAGGAAGCAGCUGCAUACAUUCAAUGCCAGUUUGAAGAUCUCAACCGAAGAAAAGACACCAAGGAAAUUUAUACCCAUUUCACUUGUGCCACUGACACCAAAAAUGUGCAGUUUGUUUUUGAUGCUGUUACAGAUGUUAUAAUUAAAAACAACCUGAAGGAAUGUGGACUCUACUAAAAGGAGGAGGAUGGUGAAAAAGGAUUUGGUGUUUUAAGAACUGAACUGUUUAUUUGCUGCCUCGUGGGACAGCUGCAAGCAUGAACAGGACUGGGGAAUGAAAACAGCAUGCAAAAUCCUUGCAUUCUUUAGCACAAUCUUCUGUACUAGGGACCUUUUAUUGAUAUGGGAUACUGAGAUUGGGCUCCAAAAUGGAACUAAUGUUAAGUGUGAUUUUUUUGAUCAUCCAGGCAUACCUUGGAUCGCAUAGUUUCAGAUGUGUACAGCUGUUAAAACGUUGCAAUCCCAGAACUUCAAUAUGUAGCUUUCCUUCUUCAAUAAGUCACUACUGUUAAGUUUUUAAAAGUUUUCCAUCAAAACUGCAUCUUGACCAAAUUUUAUUUCUGUAUUUACAAACAGUUUUGUUUUGAAAACAAACAAAAACACUUAACUAUGCACAUGUGACCAGAUCAUGCAGAAAGUAUUCCUCUUAGCAGGAACCUUUUGUUUUUAAAACUUGGUGUGGUCAGAACUUGAUAUUACUGCAACUAAAAGGGCCUUAGAAUUCUUACAGCUAAAGCUAUGGCUUCGUCUAAUGUAUACUUUCUUACUGUUAUGCUAUGAACACUGUAAGGCUUUCCCUGUCCCCAAAAGAUAGACUUUCUGUAGCAGGGUUAUAAUUUUUUUUCUUGCUUAUGGGUUGGGGAGGGUUAGUGUGGUCUUAUGCUGAUUACCAAAUCUCUGAGUGUGCUGCUGCUGUAGCAGGUGUAAAUCUGCUUGUUAUAUGAAAUGCCAAGGGUGGCGCUUCCAGUGAGAAAGGUGAGUUGUAAAAUUUCAAACUGGAAAGGAGAGUAAGUGUUGCUGCAGAGCUAAUUAAUCAACCACUUAAUUGUUUCUCUGUGUGUUCUGGUCUUAAAGCAGUGGGACGUUUUGUAGACGGUGCAAUUUGUUCUUCAUUUACCAGGGCCUCCUAUCUUCAGAGAUUUCAAAAAUGUAUGAACAGCAUGCCUUUACUUUGUAAAUGUGGUGCCAAGUUCUUGUUUGCCAUUGUUUUUACUGUAGUGAUGUUAUUAAGCAGAGGCAGUACAUUUCUUUGCUGAAAUCAUUACAUUGAGACUCCUUCCCAAUUUGUCAUGUACAGUUUCAACCUGGUGUAGUUAUUGGCAAUAUUAAAAUGGUGAGUUAAAAAUCUUAAUGUUCCUAAUUUUAUUGGAGCCAUUUCUAGAAAUGUUCUAGAAAUCUUUUGUCAGUUUCCUUUGUUUGCAUUUCCAGUUUCUUUAAAUAAAGAUUUUAGUUAGAUCAA
Messenger RNA from Pogona vitticeps (central bearded dragon), 2487 nucleotides. The record is from RefSeq and is a predicted model, not a curated record. Lineage: Eukaryota; Metazoa; Chordata; Lepidosauria; Squamata; Agamidae.